Messenger RNA from Lachancea mirantina, 1083 nucleotides. Lineage: Eukaryota; Fungi; Ascomycota; Saccharomycetes; Saccharomycetales; Saccharomycetaceae. The record is from the annotation of a GenBank genome assembly.
AUGACGUCGGUUAAAGAGCAGUAUCGAGGUCUAGUGAACCGACAUGAGAGGGAAAUUUGUUUCAGUUCGCUGAGACAGGAUUCCACCGAGUAUCAAGCUGGUCUAACCUCUGUCAUAGGUGAAUUUUUGGACUUGAAAAAGAGCGUUCAAACUACGCUUGCAUUGUUCAGCAGUAAUGAAACUUUGGAAGACGUUGCCACCGCUUCCUUGCCACUUUUGGCUUUGGAUUAUUAUUUAGCGUCAUGCAUCGCGAGAAAACAAGCUACACAGCUUUCAAACAGCAAAGAUCGUGCUGCAAUUCGGCAGAAAUUCCUCCACAAAUCGGUACAACUGGAUAUCCAGUUUUUGGUUUCUUUGGCAGAUUAUGAGAUAUUGGACUCUUUGUUACAUAAGAAGAUCGACAACUUUGAAUCAACGUAUAGUCCUACGUUGCAAGAACUGUAUUCACAACCUUCCGAUUCCAAGGACAUAAAAGGUGCUCAAAUGAGACGACAACAGAAAAUUGAAUUGCACCAGAAAUCGACAUCCCUUGCUGCCCAGAUUUCUGCUCUGGAGGCUCGUAUGGCCACGGAAGGUCAGCAUGAUGAAAUUUUGCGAGACCUGUAUGUGGACCAACUUAGAGACUUGUCCUACAGGGCCUUUUCUGAAGUUGAACAGAACUUGUCAGAAAUCGAGCUCCUCUCUAAUUUCAUAUCGGCACCUCAAGAGCAAAUCGAGCAGACUGAUGUAUCAAACGUUCCACUGAAUGAAGAAGGUUACACGGAAAAAGUGGAAGUUUUAAACAGACCAUUACUGUCGAAAUCUGGGAAAGUAUUACGAACAUUCACUUUGGUGGAUGAUCGAUCUAAAAGUAAGAAUAAAGUCUUUGGAUAUGGGCAGUACGCUCCAACAAUGUCCGUGGAAGAAUUUCUUGAGAAAGAAUUUGAAAGCGGCCGAGUCUUGGAAGGAGGUGCGGAACCAAAGCUUGAGGAAGACGAGGACGACGAAGCGUGGAACGAUAAACAAACCUACAAAGCAAGAGAGUGGGACGCAUUUACAGAAGCAAAUCCAAAGGGGAGCGGAAAUACACUCAAUCGCGGCUAA